GGGGCGAAGGGGGGCCCCCUCCCCCAGCAGCCGGGAGCCGGGUGGGGUCGGGGCCGUGACUCCAGCGCGCGCUGCGCCUCGGCCGUUAGCAGGGAGGGCGAGCGAGUGAUGCUUUUACCCGCCGGCCCCGCCCCGAGUCUCGCGGGAAGUGACGUCAGAGAGCUUGGGGAGAAGCCCUGGUUUCCGGGCUGGUGGGGGGUUGCUGCGGGCCCUGGCGUGGCAUGGAGCGGCCCCCGGUGGGCGCGGCGCUGCGGGGGCAGCCCGGGGGCAGCUGCGGCCCCUGGGAAAUGCGGGAGCGGCUGGGAACUGGCGGCUUCGGCAACGUCUGUCUGUACCAGCACCAGGAUUUAGGUGAUAAGAUAGCUAUUAAAUCUUGUCGACUGGAACUAAGCAUGAAAAACAAAGACCGGUGGUGCCAUGAAAUUCAAAUCAUGAAGAAGUUAAACAACCCCUAUGUAGUAAAGGCCUGUGAUGUUCCAGAGGAGAUGAACUUCCUAGUUAAUGAUGUCCCUCUUCUUGCAAUGGAGUACUGUUCAGGAGGUGAUCUCAGAAAGUUGUUAAACAAACCAGAAAAUUGCUGUGGACUUAAGGAAAGUCAAAUACUUUCUCUGCUUUGCGACAUUGGGUCGGGUAUCCAGUAUUUGCAUGAAAACAGAAUUAUACACAGAGAUCUAAAGCCUGAAAAUAUUGUUCUCCAGGAUGAUGGUGGAAAGAUAAUUCAUAAAAUAAUAGACUUGGGAUAUGCCAAAGAUCUGGAUCAGGGAAGUUUAUGUACAUCAUUUGUUGGGACCUUACAAUAUUUGGCCCCAGAACUCUUUGAGAGUAAGUCCUACACUGUUACUGUAGAUUACUGGAGCUUUGGAACAAUGGUGUUCGAGUGUAUUGCAGGAUUUAGACCCUUUUUACACAAUCUACAGCCAUUUACCUGGCAUGAAAAAAUCAAGAAAAAGGAUCCAAAGCACAUUUUUGCUUUUGAAGAGAUGACUGGGGAAGUUCGGUUUAGUACCCAUUUGCCACAGCCUAACAGUCUUUGUAGUAUAAUUGUAGAACCAAUGGAGAGUUGGUUACAACUGAUGCUGAAUUGGGAUCCACAGCAGAGGGGUGGAGGUAUAGACACAGAAACCAAUCGACCGAAAUGUUUCCUGUUAAUGGAUCACAUACUGAAUUUGAAGAUAGUACACAUCUUAAAUAUGACUUCUGCCAAGAUUGUUUCUUUUCUCUUGCAUCCUGAGGAAAGUCUUCAUUCACUUCAGUCUCGCAUUGAGCUUGAUACUGGAAUAAGUACUGGAAAUCAAGAGUUGCUUUUGGAGAUGGGAAUUUCCCUGGAUCCUCGGAAACCUGCUUCCCAAUGUGUUAUUGAUGGUGUGAGAGGCUGGGACAGUUACAUGGUUUAUUUGUUCGAUAAAAGCAAAAUUGUGUAUGAAGGACCCUUUGCUUCCAGAAGUCUGUCUGACUGUGUAAAUUACAUUGUUCAGGACAGCAAAAUCCAGUUGCCAAUUUCACAGCUGCGUAAAGUGUGGGCAGAAGCCGUGCACUAUGUGACUGGGCUAAAAGAAGAUUACAGCCGGCUAUUCCAAGGGCAGAGAGCUGCAAUGUUGAGUCUUCUUCGAUAUAAUGCCAACUUAACCAAGAUGAAAAAUAAUAUGGUGUCCGCAUCUCAGCAACUGAAAGCAAAGCUGGAAUUCUUUCAUCAGAGUAUUCAUCUUGAUCUGGAGAGAUACAGUGACCAGAUGGCUUAUGGAAUAUCCUCAGAAAAGAUGCUCAAAGCCUGGAAGGAAAUGGAAGUAAAGGCCAUCCAGUGUGCUGAGGCUGGAGAUAUCGGAUACCUAGAUGAACAGAUUAUGGCUCUGCACACAGAGAUUGUGGAACUGCAGAGGAGUCCAUAUGCAAGGCGCCAGGGAGAUGUCAUGGAGAGUCUUGAACAAAAAGCCAUAGAACUAUACAAGCAAUUAAAACCAAGACCUCCAGAUCACGCCUACAGUGACAGCACUGACAUGGUGAAGAUUAUCGUGCAGACAGUGCAGAGCCAGGAUCGAGUUCUCAAGGAGCUCUUUGGACACCUUAGCAAGCUGUUAGGCUGUAAGCAGAAGAUUAUUGAUUUGCUUCCAAAGAUUGAAGUGGCUCUGAAUAACAUCAAGGAGGCUGACAGCUCUGUGAUGCAGAUGCAGGGAAAAAGGCAGAGGGAGAUCUGGCAUUUGCUGAAAAUAGCUUGUACUCAGAGUUCUGCUCGAUCUCUUGUGAGUUCCAGCAUCGAAAGUGCAGCCACCCCUCCAACUGCUACAUGGUUGCCUCCGAACUCCUCUGGCAACAUACCCCAUCCCCUCUCUUCUAUGGCAGCUCCUAGAGAUGGGGAUGUUUUUGCCCGUGUGAUAGAAGAGAAUCUGAACUAUCUGGACCGCUUUAGCACUAUCAUUCAAGAGGCAAAACAGGAGCAGAACAGCAGCAUGAUGAGUCUUGAUUGGAGUUGGCUGAAAUAAUUAAGGAAGUCAAGCGGGCAUUGUUGCCAUCCCCAAUAUGUCCAUGAGCUCAAGGUUGGCUGACAGUCUGCGAUGAGAUGAAACAGCCCAGUAUCAAUGUUGUGGUGUUGAUUCCACACUCUGCUGAUUCAGGACUGAAUAAUCUUCUCUCCCACUGCAUCCGGAUGACAGUUAGUUCUGCAAGAGGCAUUUUGUGUUUUGUAGAUGUUAGCGGACUUGAUUAUAAAGUACAUGGGCAGCAACAGAGACCCUACCUUGUAUGUUUUGCUGCUAGAGGCAAAUGUUUUCCAACCUGCUGCCUCAUUUCAGGGCUUUUAAAUCCAUAUUAAGCUACCUAAAGAAGGAGCCUGAUUUUCAGAGAUGCUGAGUGAUCCUGGCUCCCACUACAUCCCUGGGCACUGCAGAUGCUCAGCACAUUUGAAAAUGACACCCUUUAUAUUUAGAAGCUUUUUAGGCACCUGGGUUUGGUUUGAAAAUGUUUGCAAUGGCCAGUCUUUCUAGCAGUAUGACCCGUCCAUGCAGUCUGUGCCUGAUCGGCACUGCUACGGGAGGCAGCUGUUGCUCUGACAGAUGAGCUGAGAUUAGAGCACUGUUUGAAAUGUUCUGUCUAUGGAGAACCUCUCCUGGCGGGAGGUACUCUGCCUCAGCAUUUGGCGUUAAUUUGUUUGGUGCUAGAGCUGCUGUGAGCUCUAGGGGAAGCAGAGGGGGCAGGUACCAGGGAGGUGUUCUCCUUAUUUCCUCUGAGUAGGGAGAAGGCAGGGAGUGCCUUCUAGGUGCAGACAGAUAUCUGCCUUAAGUGGACAAGAUGCACAGUACAGGCUACAGCAGUAUCUGCAGUGUCCUGCUGGGGUGCUGGGCUACUGCACCCUCUUCUCCUGGGGCAGGCAUCUCACAUGCAAAAUGACGUAUUACUUACGUUAUCUUGCACCCCAACCCCUGCUAAAUCCCAACCAUCUGAGCCCUGGUCUGCGGAAUGCAAUUUCUGAUGGAUGAAAGAAAAACACUACAGCCAUGGCUUUCCACCCCGAUAUGCACUCUUGUCUACCAAGAAGCAGUUUUGACAGGUUUUCUUACUGAUCAGGAAAUACUCCCCAAUUCCAAACAGAUGGAAUUUUAUAUCCACUGGCUACUUUAAAAUAUUUAAGACUUCUAUUUGUUCAUUUGUGAUAAAUAUUAUAUUAUGUAGAACCUCUUCGUGAUUCUUAUUAUGUUCCAGAUUUGCGUCAUUUUAAAGAUGAUACCCUCAAAUGGUUUGACUUGCCAAUGUUCUGUUUGGGCAGGAUGCAGGAGCGGAAAGGUAACAGGCUACCUGGACUUCAGUUUAUGGGCAAGAUUUUCAAAAAUGGCUAGUGAUUUUGGGUAUGCAACCCAACCUCUUUAACAGAGGGCAGGUGCUCAGCACUUUCUGAAAAUUACGCCCUUUUAAGAUGUCUUAAGUUGGACACUCGAAAGCAUAAGCUGCUUUUGAAAAUCUUGAUCCAUGCUUGUCUCUCUCCAUAUAAGGCUGAAUUACUCUAAAACCAAAACAUUUCAAAACCAGGUAGCUAUGAAGUAACAAGUGCACAUCACUUACCAAAUCCAAGUUCUGAAUAGCAAGAAAUAAAAAGCGAAGGAAAUUGUAAAUUUCACAUCAUCCACAAAAUAACCAGCAAUACACUAAGUGGGCCUCCAUUCCCUUGCCUCCUUGUGCAGUCAUUUACAUCUGUGCAAAGUGGGUGUACAUUUUACAUGCACUUUGCACCAGUAUGAGCAACCAAGGAUACAAGGCAAUAGAGAAUUGAGCUCACUAGUAAACGAAGUACAAAAAGGCAUAUUUCAUCCCAAAACAGCAAACUGAAUUCUGAUCAUUAGGAUUAAAAUAUAUUCGAGCACUUGUCUAAAUGUCUUCUGUGUCUAUACCUCUUCAUGCGGGAGAUUGAAGAUCUCUGAUCCAGAGAUCGGAACAUUUUUGCCAGCAGUGUCCAUUGAUUUCAUCAGUUCCCAGUGUAGCCUCAAGCCUCUCUUCCCUUAAGGAGAUGGUCACGCCAUCUACAAGGGGAAGGCGUGACCAAAGGACCCUGAGUUCCUUUCACCACUUCUGGCUGUGAGACAGAACCAGCUGGCAAUGUUCCAUUUUGUCCACUCACACAUUACUUUACCUCAAUGGUUCCCAAACUUUAACAGCCCGUGAACCCCUUUCACUAAAUUGUGAAAUCUCGUGAACCCCUCCUAAAAAUGAAUAUUUCCAGGGAUUUAAGUUUAAAUUUCCUCAGUGUGAUGGCUGCGCUUGCUUUUCCUGCAUAGCUCUUGGAAGUCUGGAACCACUGGAGAAAGAUAAAGUCUCAGGUCUGGUUCAGCAUCAAGUCUGUUUCUGUAUUUGGUUUUCAGAUGUGCAUACGAGGAAAACGCUUUCUCGCAUAAGUAUGUUGUUGAAAAUGGUAACAAAACUGCAGCAGUUUUUUCUGCCAGAAGGGGAUAUUCGUUUCUUAAACUCAGCCAAAAGUUGAUCAAUGACAAAUUUCUGAAACUCCUUUUCAGUUCAUAAUCACAGGAGAUCUCAAUCAAUUUCUUUUUCCUUAGUGUUCAAUAUCUGUGUUGAGAAAGUGGUAUAAUCAAAUGGGGUUGCGAAUCCAGUAAUGAUCACCUGACGUAGCUGGAAAGUAUUCCCUGAAAGUUGUGCGAAGUCCUUUUAGGUGUGCAGUUAUAUUGGUUUUAGUGCACUGAUCCAACUGAAGUUUGUUCUGCCAGGAAGUCAUGAAGAUUACUGAAACACUCAGUUUGAUUGUUUUCCAAACAACUUUCCCAGAACUGCAACUUCUUUGUCAGGGAUUCAGCUCGCUCUUGCACAUUGAAAACUGUUAUAUUGAGGCCUUGAAGAGAUAAAUUUAGGUCAUUAAUUCUUGACAAACUAUCUGCUAAAUAAGCUAUGCUAUGGAGCCAGGCAUUAUUUUCCAUACAGCUGGCAAGGUAGAAAGGGUGGCUGUUGAAAAAAACUAGGAUUUCCGUUCUAAGCUCAAGCAAGCGCACAAGGAUUUUGCCCCGUGACAGCCAUCUAACUUCAGUAUUGGUCAACAGACAAUUGUGUAUACUACCCAUUUCUUCACAAAGUACGUGAAAUAUUCUAGAAUUUUUUGGCCGUGAUUUUAUGAAAUUCACCAUUUUCACUGCAUUGUCCAGCACUUCCUUCAGUCCCUCAGGCAUGCGUUUUGUUGUGAGGGCUUGUCUAUGGAUGCUGCAAUGAGUCCAAGAGUCUUUUGAUGCAACCUUUUUUGUUCGAGCUACAAAUCCAGUAUACUUGCCCGUCAUUGAUGUGGCCCCAUCAGUGCAAAUGCCUAUGCAACGAGACCAAUCUAUUUCCUUUUCUUGAAAAUAUGCAUUAGUCAGAUUGACGAUAUCUUCUCCAGUUGUACAUUCUUCCAAUGGUCAGCAAAACAACAAGUCGUCUUCAACCAUACCUUCAUUCACGUAACGUACAAACAGUAGCAAAAUAGCUAGAUUAGCUACAUCAUUUGAUUCAUCCAACUGUAUAGCAUAAUAUGGACUAUUUUUCACUCUGUGUACAAUUGUGGUCUCUACAUUAUUUGACAUGUAAUUAAUUCUUCCUGACAACGUAUUAUUGGACAAAGGUAUCAUGUCAAUCCUUUUUGCAGCCUUUUCUCUGAGCAUGCAAUGAAUUACGUCUUUUAUACAUGAACCAAUCAAGCUCUCUGCUAUGGUAUGGGCUUCUGAUGGUUUUGCUAAUUGGUAGCUCACGUGGUAUGACGCUUCAAGUGCAUUUUCAUUAUCAGUACUUGCUUUGGAUAUAAAACUGGUAAUGUCACUUUUCCUUUCAGCUAAUUUUCGCUUGAAAAAAUCAACAGGCGUGUCGAGUUGAGCAGGAUGCCUAGUUUCUAAAUGGCGCCGAAGUAGAGAAGGUUUGAGGCUGCUGUUUGCUAGAACAUCACCACAAAUCACACACAGUGGUUUUGGACAUUCUUGAUCACCAAUGCAUGUAAAGCCAUAUUUUAUAUAAUCGUCGUCAUAUUUUCUUUUCUUUGUAAGUGACUUUCUAGGACCAUCAUGAUCAUUAGACUUAAUUUCCACAGUGUGGACUUGAGGAAACACUAACUGAUUCUUGCAUCUUUACGCUUUCCUUUCAGCCACUUAUCCAUUGAACUUGUGUACAAAAGUUCUAAUAAAAAUAACACAGAGAGACUGCUAACAACCAACAAACUAAGAAAUGAGAAGAUUCACUGAGGUCUCACUGAAGCAAAACAGCACUCCAGAGAGAAUGACAAUUACUGAGGCACCUUAACACUGCUACACUGGCUACAAUGUGCUUCCAGCUGGUUUGGCUUGCAAACAGCUUUUCUUCCGCCACGAGGUCCGUCCCUACGAGGGUGCCCUGCGAGGGACAAAUUAGCUUGGACCACCCCCCACGUACAGCGUGGCCCCUGCUCACUCUGCCCUCGAUGACAAGCCAGAGGUCUGAGCUGCCACCUGUGCGCCUGGGGUCUCAGCUCCCGCCCUGCCCAUCACAGGGCUCCGGCUACUGGCCCUGCACCGGGGUCUGGGCUGCCGGCUCCGCACUCUGUGGGGCUCCAGUUGCUGGACCCCGUUGGCUGCCCCAGUCAACUGAGCUCGGGUUGCAGGUCCCGCUGACCGCCGGGGCUCGGGCUGCUGGCCCCAACUGCCCAGCCCCACUCUCCCUGGGGCUUGGGUUGCCAGCCCCACAUGGAGUGCUGGGGUUCGGGCUGGUGACUCCCCUGCUGAUGGGGGCAGGGCUCAGGCUGCCAACCCCAACGGCCCGGCCCCACUCUCCCUGGGGCUCGGGCUGUCUGCCCUGCAACCGGGUCCCACCUGCUGUCUCCAAUGCUCAGGGUCCUCUGGCCGCCAUUAGUGAAAUUUUUCUGGCAAAUCCCCUGUAACGUUCUGCGAAGCCGUUUGGGAACCACUGAACUAGGGUCUCUGGACCUAUCAACACCCUUUAAAAGUAUCCCUAAGAAUAAAGAACCAAAAAAGUUGGAUCUCCUGGGCAUAAAAAGUCAUUUGUCCUCGAGCGUACAACUUCGCUUAGCAAAUUAUCCGGCUCUUCUUUCUCGCUAUGACUAUUUUCAUGGGAUAAGACUGAGGAGUUUCUGGAUAAAUGUCCACCGUACUUUAGAAAGGACUUGAAAUCUCUCAUCUCAAGUCAGUUAAUGGCUAAGACCUCUGUAUAAGUUGCAACUGGUGCUGCUGAUACAGCAUCAAGUUCUUUGAGUGCUGGUGUCUCUGUGUGUACACAGGCUCCAUGCUCUUGAGACUGAAAGAUUGUUGCAAGAAGUGUCCAUUGGUCCACCUCUGUACUUUUCCACUCCUUGUGCCCCAGAUGAACGGUAUAAGGGAUGGUGUGGACCGUCCACCUCUCCAUUUCCUUUCUACUGCUGUGUGGUGUGAGACAAAACCCUCCAGUGUCCAUGAAGCUGAUCAUUCGACUUCAUUUCUGUAAGUAUUGUAAAAAAUAAAAUUUUGUUAAUAGCAGUUUAGAGUUAGUUUAGUUAGAUUUUGGGGACUCCCCUGUCUGGGGCUGCUGCCAUCCUGGUAAAGGAUUCAGAUUAUGCCCAGGAUUCCAGGCUUCAAGAACAGAAUCUCCUGCCCCCGAUCCUUCGUGGUCAGCGAUGACCAUUAGAGGUGCCCAUACUUCUUUGGAGAAGCUCAUAUCUCUGCUAAGUGGAAUAUCUGCCAUUCCGUUCCCAGUUGAGCCCUGUAAGCUCAGGAAUUCAGACUUAGGAAACAUCUCAUGGAAUGUGCUGUGAGGCCCCAGCCUAAUCUGCCAAUGUACAUGGGCGGGUGGGGGGUCUGCCUGGCCCAGAAGCAUUGAGGAACAUACCACCCAGCUCCAUUGUCUCUGAGACAGGGGCGAGCAAAGAUAGAGCUGAGAAAUCCUUUUCCCAAGCUCACCAUGAGGGUAGAAAGCCUAAAGAGAAAUCCCCCUCCAGAACAACCUCCUAAGGUGAGGGCUGCUUCCCCAGCACCUUCACGAAUGAGUGACUCUUCGUGCCUGGUUCCAAGAGGCUUAAGAGCACGUACGAGUUAUGAUACCAUCCCACUGGAUCCAAAUAGUAUAAGUACCUGCAUGUUGGCACUGUUGAUACCAAGCAAAGAGAGGCAUGAGCCAAGGCUCGGAUAACCAUCGGUACUGGCAAAGGACGUUCAAGAACCCCAUGUACCACUGGUACCAAUGUGAGCGCCUAAGGUAACACCAGCUCCCAAGGGAGAAGACUCUUCAAUCCCCUGAUGACCACUUCACUCCAGGGGAUAUCUUUGUUGUUCUGGACCCAGGUUCUCCCCUUUUAUUGGACCUGGUCUUUACAAGGGAGAUUCUUACACUGGCAGUCCACGAACACUACUACUUACUGGACUCAUGGAUCAUCCUUUCAAACCAUUGGGUUUCUUGUUCCCAGUUGUCUUCAUGGACAAAUACAGCUUUCCUUGUGGCUAUUACAUCAGCACGUAAGGUGAGUGAGUUGUAAGCAUCUUCUGCCAUAUAUGAUUUUCUGCAAAGACAAGGUUAUUCUCAGACUGCACCCUAAAUUAUUUUCUAAAGUGCUGAGUGAUUUUUCAUUUAAAUAAAUAAAUCUGUAUGUUUACCAGUGUUCUUUCUGAAACCACACUCAACCAAGGGUGAAGCUGAAUUACACAUAUUAGAUAUCAUAUGUGCCUUGUCCAUUUAUUUCACUAGGAAAAAAUCUUCUCCAGUAGGAAUAGAGAGGUUAUUUUACCUGUGUAUUUGGCACUGGUGCGACUGCUGCAGAAAAACUGUCUCCACUUCAGGUGUUCACAGUUCAAGAAGGAUAUUAAUAAAUUGGAGAGGGUUCAGAGAAGAGCCAUGAGAAUUAUUAAAGGAUUAGAAAAUGUGCCUGAUAGCGAUACUCAAGUAGCUCAAUCUACUUUGCUUAACAAACAAAAGGUUAAGAGGUGACUUGAUUACAGUAAGUUAAUAUCUACAUGGGGAACGUUUAAAAAUGGGCUCUCCAGUCUAGCAGUGAGAAGUGUAAUAUGACCCAAUGGCUGUAAGCUAGUUAAACUUAGACUGGAAAUAAGGCGUAAAUUUUUAACAGUGAGAGAAAUUAACCAUUGGAACAAUUUAUCGCUGGCGUGGUAUAUUCUCCAUCAUUGACAAUUUUUAAAUCAAGAUUGGAUAUUUUUCUAAAAGAUCUGCUCCCAGAAUUAUUUUGGAGGAAGUUCUCUGGCCUGUGUUAGACAGGCAGUCCAACUAGAUGACCACAAUGGUCCCUUCUGGCCUUGGAAUCUAUGAAUUUAGGUCAUCCCCUCUGCUCUUUGCUUCUGUUGCUGAAAGAUCUAAGGUUCAGGCAAUUUCAUCCCAGAGAAUUUCUAGAUGGAUGUCAGGUUGUAUAAAGUUAUUUUAUGAGAUGGCCAGUUUACAGCUACCUGGGAACAUUAGGACACAUUCAGCCGGGGCCCAGGCAGGCUCAUUUAGAGGUAUUCCUACAGUUGAUAAUUGUAGGGAUGCUACCUGGACUAAUGUACGUUCACAAAACAUCAUUGUGGCGAUGUCGCAUGCAGGUGCUCACCUGGGCGGGGCUCUAUUAAAAUCCGUAUUUAAUUAGACUCGCAGUAGUACCCUCUGUCUGUAUGGUGUACUCCUUGUGAACCACCGGAUGUGGAUCAUAUAUAGGCAAGCAUACAAAGAAGAAAGGGAAGUUACUUACCUGUUCAGUAACUGGAGUUUUCAAGAUGUUUUCUACAUGUGUUCUACAACCCACCCUCCUUUUCCCCACUACUGCCAGACCUAAUAUCUUGGACUGAGUAGUGGUGAAAGAUCUGAGGAUCAGUUGGUCACACUUUCCCCUUUUAUGCCCUUGGGGGUGAGAGGAGACAGGCUUGAGGCUAUGCAGGGAGCGGGUGUGACCAAUGGACACUGCUGGCUAAAGUGUUCCAAUAUCUGGCACGUGGAGAACAUAUAGAGAAUACAUCUCAAAGAAUUCUAGUUACGGACCAGGUAAGUAACCUCCUUUGUAGUCUUGAUUUUUAUAUCUAAAUUUUCUUACAAAAUAUGUUAUGUCAGAAAUAUUGUUAAUACCCUUGACAAUUAACAGUAAAAUAUUUUGUACCAUG
This is a messenger RNA of Chelonia mydas (Green sea turtle), 10553 nucleotides long. It is a transcript of the gene CHUK, whose product is annotated as component of inhibitor of nuclear factor kappa B kinase complex. The transcript is spliced from 21 exons. Gene Ontology annotation, biological process: tumor necrosis factor-mediated signaling pathway; positive regulation of transcription by RNA polymerase II; peptidyl-serine phosphorylation. Gene Ontology annotation, molecular function: IkappaB kinase activity; ATP binding. Gene Ontology annotation, cellular component: IkappaB kinase complex; cytoplasm. NCBI's taxonomy places the organism in Eukaryota, Metazoa, Chordata, Testudines, Cheloniidae. The record is from RefSeq and is a predicted model, not a curated record. The coding region runs from base 222 to 2477 and encodes 751 amino acids.